AUAGUUCAAACUCUUAUAAUGUAUACAAUUUUGAUAGCGUUAACUAGUUGGAAUGGGAUAAGACAUUGUUUCUAUAAAACUUACAAGCUACACCUAUCGAAGUUUGUUUUGAUCAUGUAACCGAAAACACGCUUAGUUUAGAUUUAAUAUUCUAAAAUUGAUAGGACCAAAAGAAUAGAUUUACCAAGAAAUAUUUCUAAACUUAGCAAAAAAAAUAUUUCUAACAUUCACUUUUUGAAUAUCACAUUGACGUGUGUUUUAUUAACUUUUAUCCCACAAAUUAUAUAAUUCAGAUCUUUACCACUUUUUGGAUUAAUACUCCAAAAUAUCAUCAUUCUAUUUAAAUAUUUUUAAAUACAAUCAGAAUUGUAUGUUUGAAAAUGGUUUCUAAAAGUUUGGUACGAAAUCUAAAAGCAUUUAAGUGACUCGUUUAUCUUUAAAACAACGAAAAUUGUUGGAAACAACUUGUUUAAAUGUCUGACUUAUUGCAGUAUAACAUUCAUGAUUAACAUAAAGCCAACAAGGCAAAUAAAACUCGACUUGUUAGUUUAGAUACUCAGCUUUUUAUAUUGACAGGCUUGCCCUCGUUAUUUGCCUAUAAAUUUGCAUGAUCUUCCCUCCUUCAAACAACGACCAUAAAGAAACCAACAACACAAAAAAAACACAAUGACCAAAGAAGUUUGCUCCAACAUUGGACUUUGGUUGUUAUUCACGUUACUUCUUAGUAAAUAUGUCGUCGAUCUCGAGGCCUCGCACCAUGUGUACAACAGACUUACCCAAAGCUCUAACAUCAAAUCUCCUUCCGUAAACCAGCCCUACCGGACCGGCUUCCAUUUUCAACCACCCAAGAAUUGGAUGAACGAUCCGAAUGGCCCGAUGAUAUACAAAGGAAUAUAUCAUCUUUUCUACCAAUGGAACCCCAAAGGCGCCGUGUGGGGUAACAUCGUGUGGGCUCAUUCCACAUCAACAGACUUAAUCAACUGGGACCCACAUCCUCCGGCUAUCUUCCCGUCUGAGCCGUUUGAUAUCAACGGAUGCUGGUCCGGUUCGGCUACAAUCCUCCCCGACGGCAAACCGGUUAUCCUCUAUACCGGAAUCGACCCCAAGAACCAACAGGUCCAAAACAUAGCCGAGCCUAAAGAUCUCUCCGAUCCAUACCUCGUGGAAUGGAAAAAGUCACCGUUGAAUCCUCUGAUGGCUCCCGACGCCGUCAACGGAAUCAACGCCAGCUCGUUCCGUGACCCAACCACCGCGUGGCUAGGGCACGACAAGAAAUGGAGAGUGAUCAUCGGAAGCAAAAUCCACCGCCGUGGACUAGCUAUCACUUACACGAGCAAAGACUUUCUAAAAUGGGAAAAAUCUCCCGAGCCGUUGCAUUAUGACGACGGAAGUGGAAUGUGGGAGUGUCCUGACUUUUUCCCCGUGACGAGGUUUGGCUCUAAAGGCGUGGAAACGUCGUCUUUUGGCGAACCUAAUGAGGUUUUAAAACACGUGUUGAAAAUAAGCUUGGAUGACACGAAACAUGAUUAUUACACGAUUGGUACGUACGACCGGGUUGGAGAUAAGUUCGUACCCGACAAGGGUUUCAAGAUGGACGGUACGGCUCCAAGAUAUGAUUACGGAAAGUACUAUGCUUCGAAAACGUUUUACGACUCGGCCAAGAACCGAAGAGUGUUGUGGGGUUGGACUAACGAGUCGUCAUCCGUUGAGGAUGAUGUUGAGAAAGGCUGGUCCGGUAUUCAGACGAUUCCAAGGAAAAUUUGGCUUGAUCGGUCCGGGAAACAACUGAUUCAAUGGCCGGUUAGGGAAUUAGAGAGAUUACGUAUGAAGCAAGUCAACUUACGUAACAAAGUUUUAACAAGAUCUAGACUUGAAGUCUAUGGUGUGACAGCUGCACAGGCGGAUGUGGAGGUUUUGUUCAAAGUGAGAAACUUGGAGAAAGCGGAUGUGAUAGAACCAAGUUGGACUGAUCCACAGUUGAUCUGUAGUAAGAUGAAUAUGUCGGUUAAGUCCGGUUUAGGUCCAUUCGGUUUAAUGGUUCUCGCAUCUAAGAACUUGGAAGAGUACACAUCCGUUUAUUUUAGAAUCUUCAAAGCCCGGCAAAACAGCAAUAAGUACUUUGUGGUCAUGUGCAGUGACCAGAGCAGAUCUUCAUUGGAAGAAGAUAAUGACAAAACAACUUAUGGAGCUUUUGUGGAUAUUAAUCCUCGCCAACCACUCUCCCUCAGAGCCUUGAUUGAUCAUUCAGUAGUGGAGAGUUUCGGUGGAAGAGGAAGAGCAUGCAUUACCUCCAGAGUGUAUCCAAAACUGGCAAUAGGAAAAAAUUCACAUCUCUUUGCUUUUAACUAUGGAUCUCAAAGUGUUGAUGUCUUAAGCUUAAGUGCUUGGAGCAUGAAGUCUGCCCAAAUCAGUUGAUCACGUAUGGCAAAGAUAGAUACAUUUAUUGAGCAUUUAUAUGAUAUGGUUCUGGAGAUCUUAUGUGGUCCAAUUUGUUUGGUUGUGGAAAAGAGUCCAACUUGUAUGUUGAAAUAAAUUUCAAGUUAUAUGACAUUUCAUUUGACUUCUCAUAGUAUUGGUUUACUGUGUUA
Messenger RNA from Brassica rapa (field mustard), 2588 nucleotides. RefSeq names its product beta-fructofuranosidase, insoluble isoenzyme CWINV1. Gene Ontology annotation, biological process: carbohydrate metabolic process. NCBI's taxonomy places the organism in Eukaryota, Viridiplantae, Streptophyta, Magnoliopsida, Brassicales, Brassicaceae. Gene Ontology annotation, molecular function: hydrolase activity, hydrolyzing O-glycosyl compounds. The record is from RefSeq and is a predicted model, not a curated record.